Molecule: messenger RNA, 12125 nt
Organism: Alligator mississippiensis (American alligator)
Lineage: Eukaryota; Metazoa; Chordata; Crocodylia; Alligatoridae
Gene: BMPER
Product: BMP binding endothelial regulator
Exons: 15
Coding region: 238-2271 (677 amino acids)
Molecular function (GO): protein binding
Source: RefSeq, a predicted model, not a curated record
UGCGGGUGGGCAGGGGGCGGCUGUCAGCGGGAGCCCUCCCUGCCCGGCCCGGCCCGGCCGGGAACUCCUGGCAGCCCCGCGGGGGACCCUCCUCCUCCUUCUCCUCCGCCUCCGCCCGCCCGUCCCUCCCAGCCCGGCUCCGGCUCCGGCUCCGGCUCCGCACACGGAGCCCCGCUCGCUGCCUGCCUGCCUGCCUGCGCGCCGCGCCGCCGCCGCCCGGGCUCUCCUGCAGCCGCGAUGCCGGGGCCGGCCGGGGUGGGCGGGUGGCGGGGCGCCGGGGCCGCGUGGGUGCUGCUGCUGAGCCAGCUCGGGGUGCAGCUCUCGCUGGCCUCCUCCUUCCUCACAGGAUCUGUUGCAAGAUGUGAAAAUGAAGGGGAAGUGCUGCAGAUACCAUUUAUCACAGACAAUCCUUGCAUCAUGUGCAUUUGCCUGAAUAAAGAAGUGACAUGCAAACGAGAGAAGUGCCCAACACUUUCCAAGGAGUGUGCGCUGGUCAUUAAGCAGAGAGGAGCCUGCUGCGAGCGAUGCAAAGGGUGCACUUUUGAAGGAAAUGCCUACAACAGCUCUAUGAAAUGGCAAGUUCCAGCCAGGCCAUGUGUCACGUACCAAUGUCAGGAAGGAGUGAUAACAGAAUCCGAGAUCCAGUGUGUGGUUUAUUGCAAAAACCCUUCUAAACAGAUGGGGAUAUGUUGUCCCACAUGUCCAGGUUGUAUAUUUGAAGGUAGACAUUACAAGGAAGGGGAAGAAUUUCAGCCAGAAGGGAACAAAUGCAUUAAGUGCUCUUGUAUUGGAGGCAGGACACAGUGCAUACAAGAAGUCUGUCCUAUUCUGUCAUGUCCCCAGCACCUCAGUCAUAUUCCUUCUGGACAAUGUUGCCCCAAAUGUGUAGGCCAGAGGAAAGUAUUUGACCUCUUGUUUGGAAGCUGCCUCUUUCGCAGUGAUGUUUAUGACAAUGGCUCCUCAUUCAUUUAUGACAACUGCACAACGUGUACCUGCAAGGAUUCUACAGUGGUGUGUAAAAGGAGGUGCUCACUUUCUGGAGAAUGCAAUAAGAACAAGGAACACUGCUGCAAGGAGUGCAUCUCAUAUGUCUCUCCUGAGGAAGUGAAAGUGUGCAAGUUCGGCAGUAAGAUAUUCCAGGAUGGAGAGAUGUGGUCCUCCAUUAACUGUACCAUCUGUGCUUGUAUGAAAGGCAAGACAGAGUGUCGCAAGAAGCAGUGCAUUCCAGUCAACAGCUGUCCUCACGGUAAAAUCCUGAACAGAAAAGGAUGUUGUCCUAUUUGCACUGAAAAGCCUGGAGUUUGCACUGUAUUUGGAGACCCCCACUACAACACUUUUGAUGGACGGACAUUUAACUUUCAGGGAACAUGUCAGUACGUUUUGACAAAAGACUGCUCCUCCUCUGCCUCGUCCUUCCAGGUGCUGGUGAAAAACGAUGCUCGUCGGACCCGAUCUUUUUCUUGGACAAAAUCUGUGGACCUUGUGUUGGGCAGAAAUACAAUCAGCCUCCAGCAACACCUUACUGUGAAGUGGAAUGGGACCCGGAUAUCACUCCCUUGCAAGACACCACAGUUUCAGAUCAACUUGGAUGGUUAUUUGCUGAAAGUAACAACCAAAGCAGGUUUAGAAAUCUCCUGGGAUGGGGACAGUUUUGUUGAAGUCAUGGCAGCACCUCAUUUGAAGGGCAAACUCUGUGGUUUAUGUGGCAACUACAAUGGACACAAGAGAGAUGACCUGAUUGGAGGUGAUGGCAAUUUUAAGUUUGAGGUGGAUGAUUUUGCUGAGUCCUGGCGCAUCGAGUCAAAUGAGUUUUGCAGUCGCCCACAGAGGAAACCUGCACCUGAACUGUGCCAAGGAAGUGUGAGGGUAAAACUCAGAGCCCACCGGGAAUGCCAGAAACUCAAAGCCUGGGAGUUUCAGAAUUGUCACUCAACAGUGGAUUGUACUAACUUCUACCGUUCCUGUGUGACAGACAUGUGUGAGUGUCCAGUUCACAAAAACUGCUACUGCGAGUCUUUCCUUGCCUAUGCCCGCACCUGUCAGAGGGAAGGUAUCAAAGUCCAAUGGAAACCUGAGCAGAACUGUGCAGCAACCCAGUGCAAGCAUGGCGCAGUUUAUGACACCUGUGGCCCUGGAUGUGUCAAAACAUGUGACAACUGGAAUGAGAUUGGUCCAUGCAACAAGCCGUGUGUUGCAGGUUGCCACUGCCCAGCAAAUCUAGUGCUUCACAAAGGAAGAUGCAUCAAGCCAGUCCUCUGUCCACAACGGUGACGUUAGUUUUAUCUUCAAGGACUGUAAUAAUGGUGUCUUUGAUACCUUUGAAACUCACAGCCAAUGAAGGACUGCAAUGUUUGUAUGCAGAUUCUGCAAAGUACACACACCUUCACAAAAUGUGUGUGUGUGUGUGUGUCUGUGUAUUUAUAUGUGUCUAUAUACACACAUGAGCAUGUAUAAAGAUAAAUAAGAAUAUACUGUGUGUACAUAGAUGUACAUAUCUAUACACAAGUACACAAUAUAUAUAAAUACAAGACAUGUAUUUAUAUAUAUGUGUGUACUUACACACAAAUAUACACAAUUUAUAUAUACCAUAGAAGGAUGAAUUAUUAUAUGUAUAUUUUUUGCUAUAAAAUUUAUGUAUUAUUAUUUCUAGGACUCUAAUCUAUAAGCCGUUUGAGUCAUUGUAUAAAUAAACCAGGUGUUUUUAAUAUAAUAUAAUGGCAUGAAAAUCUAUUGAAUGAGUUUGCCAUUGCAUAAGCUUGUAGUUUCCAAGGAAACUUUUCUAGGGCCAUAGCAUUGCCAGACUGGAUUAGUUUCAACAGAGACCUUGGAUUUAUAGUUGUACAGGAAAGACAUUCCUCUGGAGAUGGAGGAUUUAUCUACGAAUAUUUUGUGUGUACCUCAGAGCUGCUUAGUGAUUGGUGACAGUGCUUAAUGAUGGCAGAGAAAGCUAAGGAUACUUUAUUGAAUCACUGUAAAAAAAUAUUUCUAAACUCAAUGGCCAAAUGCCAGUAAAGAGAUUUUUUUUUUUUUGGAACAUAACUAAAGAAUCAGUGGACAGAUUUUCAAAAGUGCCCUGUGCCCAGCAGCUCUGAUUGCAUAUAUGGCCACUUAUGUUUAAUAAGUACCCCCAUCUGUGAUGUUAUAUGUGGUAUUACCUGGGAAAAAGACAAUAAAAAUCCUUAAAAAUUACACAUGAAACUUUUAGUCCUCUUAACAUGUUUUACAACGUUAUUGUUUAAUACAUCCCUUAAAAUGUUUUCAGAUAAUCAAAGCCCAGUGGCAUAUACUUACAAAUACUGUGAAUUGAAAGUUCACAUGCAUAAUGUGAUUUCGGUGCACAUGAAUAGUUAAAAUAAUGUUUAGGUACUUUUUUACGUAACUUUUACCUUCUUAAUAACUCAUUAAAUAACUCUAAGUAGAAAACAAAAAUAGAUUUAAAAACCCCCAACUGCACAAAAAGAGUAGAAAAUGAUACAUGGUGAACAGACAUUUAUUUUCAUAUUUGGCUGUUUCAUCAGUCUUCAUGAACUUGCAGGAUUUACCUGUUUUUGAAGUCAUUGUAAUGCAGUCAUAUGGGAUAGACCAACCAUUAUUAAAUAAACUAUAUAGCUUUCUCAAGCCUAAUCUAUUUGGAAACCUGUGAGAGAGCUUGAUUGGAUGUCUAGUAAAGUCAAUACUUCAAUUCUUUGGGCAUUGAAUUUGGAUGUAUAGUGAAAUAAUUGUUCCCCACAGAGCUACUGCCUCACAAGUUGAACUAAAAUUGCAUGUCAUAGAGUCUUAGAAAAAUUCAGAACUUUUAUUCUACUUCACUUCAAAAAUGGCUUUAUUAAUUUCAGUUAGGUCUGAGUAAGCAAGUUCCACGGUUUUGAGUUAUAGAAACUGUUCAUAAUGUUGUCAUAAGAGAAGCUGUUGUGUAAGCACGUAUAUCAUGACAUCGUAAGAUGCCAAAUGCUGUGGCAUAAUAACUACCGAAGAUUUCCAUGAAUGCUUGUCCAAAAUUAAAAUACCCUAAUUUGGUCUUUUUGGCCAUGUCCAUAUGAGUGUAGACGUUUGUUUCCCCCGGGGACAACUAGCCGCAGCACAGUUUUCACUGCCGCUAGUUGUCCCUGGGGAAUGCCUGUGCCACGCGCCUUCUGGCAUGUGACAGGUUACCCCGGGUGGGGUAGGGGAGGCUGGGGCCAGCCCUACCCCACCCGGCGCCUUACCUGGGAUCCUAGGGGCCUCACAAGGCUGCAGCAGUAGUGAUCCUACCACUUGGAGCCUGGCUGGCAGCUGAAGUGUGGCUCUGGCUGGCCAGAUUCCAGUUUUGAGUGGCACACACUGUCCCCACUUGCACCACUCUGCUCCACCUUUCUUUGUGCGGAUUUUUUGAUCUCUGGAUAUCCAGGGGUCAAACCCCCCCAGCCCCUCUGCAUGGUGUUCCCUUGCAUCAUGGAGAACAGCUGAAUGUGCGUUAUGUGGCAUCACAGAUGUGUCUGCGGUGCCCUGUACCUCACAGCCGCACUCAUCUGGACAUGGUCUUUUGUCCCUUUUGUGUUUAUUUUCCCAGAACAUUCAAAUACAUAAGUUUUCCUGACAAAAAUGUUUUCAGAAAGCAAAUUUGAAUGCCACACAUAUAAAUGUUCUUGGAAACUGAACUGUAAAUAUCCAAAUGACCAUCACAUCAGGGAACAAAAGCAAUAUUAUAUGACAUCAAAAAAUUUAAUCAAGCAGCUGAAAUUCAAGGCAUAGGCAGAUGUAACAUUGGUAAUAAUUACAAAGGGUGCCAAUAUAAGCUAUUAUGAUGUAAUCAUUAUAACUGUACGAUUAUGUAGCAAUGCACGUCAUUAUAACUGUAUGAUUCUGCAGUAAUGCUACACAAUUACAUAGCAGAAAUGGUGCAACUUUAAUGCAGGGCCGGACACAGGCAUGGGUGAACUGGGCAGCUGCCCAGUGCCUGGAAAGAAAGGGGGCCCGAAAAUGGUAAUUUAAAAAUUAUUAUUAUCAUUAUCUCUGGAGAAGUGGGGCCUGAUACUAAAAGUUUGCCUGGGGCCGCCAGGAGUCUAGGUUCAGUGCUGCUUUAACGCUGUUUCUUUCGGCAUUAAUUUAGCAUUUAGCCAGCUUUUGUCACUAGAGGAUCAAGAUCAUAAUAUCUGAUGUGUACUACUCCUGAGUGGCAGCUCUGUCCCCUUUUAAAGAGGUUAAAAGGUACAUUUGUCCAUAGCCUUAGAAUAUGUGUGAGGGCCCUCUACAGUAAAUACAUGAAGUGAUAUUUGCUAAUUAAUUUUGAAUAUCAACUAGACCUGAAGAAAUUGCAGUCUUCUUGAGACAUUUCACGGCAAGGAAAAAGGGCUAAAUCAUUUACUAUAUAGUUUGCCCAGAUUUGGUAUUGCUUUGGGGUUUUUUUGUUUUUGAUUUUUUUUUAUGUAUACAUCAGUACAACUUACUAAAAAUAUAAAUAAAAAUACAUGCAAAAAUCAACUGAACAGAUACCCGCUUUAUAUGAUGAAUAGUACAUGUCUCUCUUGAUCUUUUACCAGGUCCCCUGGUCAGAGUUAUCACAGUAAAUAAAGCUAAAUGGGCACAUCCUCAGCUGGUAUGAAACAAUAUGGCUCCACUGAAGUCAAUAUAGGUUUGCUAAUUUACACCAGCCCAGGAUGUGACCCAAAGAAUCUAUGAUACGACAAACUUUUUUUCAUCCUUGACCAUUUAAUUCUGGAGCUUGACCUAGGUGUCAUCUCUGAUUACCAGAGCUCUGUUUAUCUUGGACAUAUCCUCCAAACUUAGAGGAAAACCCUGUAUUCUAAUAAGAUAGAAGAGCCUUGGAAUAGAUUUAUACCUCUAAGCAGUCUGACCACAUCCCUCUGGAAAGAGUGCUGACAGCUGCCCUUUUGGGCUCUUACAAAAAUGGUAGGGCUGAAUAGUCUUGGUCACAUGUGCUGUAGAGGGGAAAGGGCUAUCGCCCUUACAAUUUCAUUCUGCAGAAAUUACACUAGUAUAUCUGCAGUACCAUAAACCCUGCUGAACUAUUUAGCAUCAGUUUUAGCUGGGCUGAAGAAGCAUUUUUCCUUCCCUCCCAAAAUACUUCAGGGCUGAAAUUUGGGCUCCAUUAAAAUCAGUAUUUCUUAGCUGAGCUACUCAGAGGCACAGCAUUCAUCUUUUCUUGUAUUAGUAUGUAUUAUUCCUAGUACGCUAAAGCUGGAACUUUCCUGUAUAUGGCUUUGGAAAGGAAUUGUUUUUAAAUAUGCAAAAAGAACCUAGCUAUAUUAAGAUGUUUUAUAGUGUACUUUGGAUUUUUAAGUAUUUAUGCUUUGUUAAUCAAAUCCUAAAAUUAAAACUAGAUGUUCAUAUUAAAUUUUGAAGUCCAAGCUUAUGCCCAUCAGAGUUUAUGUUGAUGCCCAUGCUUGUGAUGUUUAUGCUUAUGCUCAUCAAUCAGUGUGACUUUGCCUUAAUCUCUAGAAUGCAGUAUUUUUCUAGGCAGUGUACAUUUCGACCAAACAUAAUCUAAAAUAAAAGUCUCCAGACAGCUUUUAGUAGUCUUGGAGUACUACAUUUAUCCAGUAGUAUUUGGUAUUAAGGGUUUGCAGGACUAAAAAAGAUGUCUGCAGACUUUUAGUUUAGAUCAAAACGUGGAAAACAGAGGUGGGAGUCAAAAGACUUGCAUUGUAUUAGUAGCUUUGCCAGUGCUGUACUGUGUAGCUGCUGGCGAGUCAUUCAAUUUCUGCAUUUUUACAUCAGAAAAGGAAGAAAUUGAUAUUUACAAUCGUAAAAUCUGUAGCUAAACAAAAUUGGUAGAACAGUUGUAUAUAAUCAGUAGAAUACAAAAUGGCAGCUUACCACUGUAAAAACAUCUUCCCUCUGUUAAACAGUCCACAUUUUUGCCACUGGCAUUAUUAAAAAAGAUCGCUCAAUUUCUGGAACAUUUGAGAACAUGUGUAUGGUUGUCUUUUGCUAUGUCACAUUUAAUCUGCAGAUAUUGUGAACCACAGAAAAGAAAAAGUAUUCAAAGGGAGUAAUUUGAUUGUAUGGCAAUCCUUUGUAGAUAUUUCAACAUUUCCUGGAAGGCCUUCCAAAAAAUUAGGACUGUGCUGAAAUUGACAGAAUGGAAAAUGAAAGUGUUCUUAAUGUACUACUCAAAUGUAGCCAUUUCUUUGUAUAAGAGGAAAAAUUCCCAGUGGAGGCCUUAAAAGAAAUAACUUAAUUUCCAUGGUUUAGGAGAGAACUAAUAUGGUCUUUCAUCUGCUAAAAAUGGGCUUCAGGUGCCAGGAAAGAAGUAUGUUCCCUUAUUCGGGGUCUUUUGGGGUCCAUUGUAUUGCAAAAUAUGUACCAUAACAGAUGACAUGGAAAGCAAUUUUCCAGAAACAUAUAUAACCAGAAGAAUAGAAGUGGCAGAUUUAAUUAACAUAACGUGGCAUUGUAGCAGUAAGAUGUUUCAGAAUUGGGAACUCCUUGCAGGUUUAUUAGCCUGAGAUGACUUGAAGCAAAGGAAUGUUACUUGACCAACAGUUUGGAGUGAAUUUCAUUACAGGGGAACAAAAAGUUGGAUGUUUCUUCUGUGUUCUCUGAUUCCAUCCUUUUAGGAAGUCUCUCCCAUCUGCGAGAGAGAGAUAUGUUUCUGCUCCUAAACUGUUUGUUUUCUUGAAAAAGCCAUAUGCCUGUACAGGUGCUGGAAAUAUUUUUUGUUUUCUUCCUUCUUUCCUCAUCAGUGGAAUCGGUUGUUCGUAUUAUGUAUUCUUAGCAUGCUCAUCACUAGAGUCUCCAGCUAUAGUACAUAAUGAUGGCAUUGAAUUGUCCAUAGUAGACUCUGUAAUGGACUCCAAACCAUAGUCUCAUAAGGCUUUGGUUCUGUGUACAGAAGAUGAUGAUGCAAUAAGAAAAGGAAUCUAGAGAAUCAGUAGAGGAAACUGAAGUGAGGGGGAGAAAAAUGAGAAAAGAGAAGCCAGUAAUUCAGAUCAGAGAACUUGGGGUAUAUCCUGAUUCUUAGGUAACUUCUCUUCUCUCUGAACGGAUGUUCUGAUGUUGAUUUAAGGGUUCUGACCAGACAUAGGUUAAGACAUCUGAAAUUAAGGAAAUGACCUAUAUUGUCUGGACUAAGAUGAGACAUACCUAUAGAAUUUGAAAAGUGCUCUCUGGUGCUACAAACCUUUUGAAUAUUUCAAUGAACAUAAACCAACUGCCAGAUAUACCACAGUGAUUAUAAAUGUUGUAAAUAUGUAUUUAUAACUAGUAGCUGGAUUUGAGAGAAUUAGAAUUUUUCUUUCCUCAACUAAACACUCACAAGUGUUUUUUUCCACAUAAUAGGUCUGACUUUGAAACCAUUAUAUUGUAUGAAAAGCUGUUACGCAUUUUAACAAUUGUAAAAGAGAUUUUAAAUAUAGAUUUAUAAACCUGCAUAAUUGUUUGUGCAAUUUUUAAACUGCUCCUUAAACUAUGCCAAUCAGUGUUGAGGACUUUGGAUUAUGGCAGGAAGAGAGGCUGAGUAAGUAAAGAAUACUUACUGGAUUUAUAUCUUGGCCUCUUGUGGGCUAAGAACAAGUGAAGUAUCCUCACUUGAUGCCUGCAUAAUUUAGCGUUUCAUUAAUAUUAGCAUAGGGGUUGUGUUUUUAGUUUUGGGGGUUUUUUUGCACAUCAGAUUGAAAUUUUAGGCCAGACACUUGUGAUUUAUUUGCUAUAGUGGUAAUAAUACCAGAGAAAGUAUGUGAAACCUCAUUAUGGACAGUUAUGCCCAUAAGGAGAAUUUCACCUUAUAACCAGUCAGCAGGUAGCUGGCACUUUAAGGAUGCAAGUGAGUACUCCCAUUCACUCAAAUGGGACACCUUACACCAUGAGUGAUAAACCUGUGCUUAAGGGUUGUGUUGUAUAGGAGCUAGAGUGUUCAGAUCUGGAAAGAUCAAGCUCUAGACUCUUGGCCUUUGUGGGUGCUUGUACACAUGACACCAUUAUCAUGUACACGUGAUGUAAAUAUCACUUUGUGUUGCUUAAAGGCAUCACACUGUACACGUGCAAUAAUUUUGGGGGUUUUAAGUGUUUAAUGAGUUUGCAUCGUUGCAAACUAAACUAUUUCCCAAGAUAGUUUAGUUUACAAUAUUGCACAUUUUAACAAUGCAGCUGUCAGUGUGCUCCCCAGCCACGGGAGAGGAAGGCAGGCUUCACUGGAAAAAAAAAAGAGAUUGGGCCCUUCACUGCUCCUGCCUUCAGCAGGCUCCUGUGGCCGACAGGGGCCACCCAGGAACAGACUGGCUUGCCCCUGGGGCAGCGCACGAAGGUGGCAGAAGGGCAGCUGGGUUUGCUGGCAGCUGGAGAAAGUGGCAGAGACAGUGCACGGGGUACUGGAAGCCUGAGCAGGCUGCUAGCUUGCUGGGUGCUGCCCCAGCUCAGAGGCAUCUGAUCCAACACGUCCCUGAGCCUGCCCAGGCUCCCAGUGCCCCAUGCACCAUCCCUGCUGCCUUCUCCAGCCACCAGCACACCCGGCCGUCCUCCUGUCACCUUUUCAUGCUGCCCCAGGGGCAAGCUGGAUGUGCGGGGAUGGUGCACGGGGCACUGGAAGCCCAAGCGGACUCAGAGAAGUGCUGGAUCGGGUGCCUCUGAGCUGGGGCAGCACUCAGCAAGUUAGCAGCCCGCCUGGGCGGCCCUGCACCCUGUGCAUCAUCCCCUCUGCCUUCUUUUGUCUUUUGAUGCCAGCAAACCCAGACACCCUUCUGCCACCUCCCUGCACUGCCCCAGGGGCAAGCAAAUCUGUUCUUGGGCAGCCCCAGGCAUCCUGCUGGGCACAUGAGCCUGCUGAAGGCAGAAGCAGCCAGGGCCCAAUCCUUUUUUUUUUUUUGUUGCUUUUUUGAAGGAGCCUGCCCACCUCUCUCAUAGCUGAGGGGGAGGGGGCAGUGAGCUGCCAGUGGGCUGAGCAUCCCCUGAGCUGCCCUGGUCCUUCCCUCCACAGUGGCAUCACCCCCUGGGGCCAUCUGAGCAGGCUGCUAGUGGGCCGGGUGCUGCCUCAGCUCGGGGUUGGGGAAGAGUUGGAUUGAGCUGGGUGCUGCCUCCAAGCUGGGGCAGCACCUGGCCUGCUAGCAGCCUGCCCAGGUGGCCUCAGAGGGCACCGCCGCCACAGAGGGAAGAACUGGGGGCCCCUGCAGCUCAGGGGCUUAUCAGCCGACCAGCAGCUCACCCUUUGGCCACGGGCAGGCUCUGGCUCCAAAAGAAAAAAAAGAUCAGGCCCCUCGCUGUAAUGUGACAGGAAAAUUAAAACACUUUAGUCCUCAGGGUUUUAUACUAUGCCCCACCAUUUCAAUUUAGGGGGCAUAGAAUAUAAUAAAACCUUGAGGACUAAACCCCUGGCAUGUGUACAAGUGCCCAGUGAUACCAUGAUACUUCAAUGUUUUGUCAUUAUUUCCAUACUUCAAUCUUUUUUAUAAGCAAGUUGCUGUCUGUUGCUCGAAUAUUACAACCCUGGGUAUGUCUAAUAUUUGGUUGGAGAGAGUAUUACUGGUGAUUUUAAUGUAUCCUUAAUGAAAUCCUAUAUCUAAUUUACAGCCUUACUUUAUUUUUCAUAAGACCCCAAUAAAGUCACUCGUAGUAUGAAAUUAGAAUAGCAUCAUUAUGGCUUUAGCAGGGGACUGUUUAGGGAUUUACAGUAGUAUAAGUGAUCCGUGGAACUAAGCAUGCUGCUAUAAGUCAUCAGUCUUUUAAAAAAUUACUCAGCUAAUAAAUGAUUACUGGCUGUUUGCUUCUUGCUAGUUGUAGGCCUCUAGUAAUUGCCUAUUGGAAUUAAAAAGUGUCUCAGUCCAACUCAGUGGGCACAUCUACACGUGAAUUAAUGUGCCAUAAUUACAGUGCAUUAAGUUAGUACCUGUACUAACUUAAUGUGCAGUAAUCAGUGCUACUGUGCAGUAUCACUGGCACACAUCUUCUAAGUGAUGCUAAUGCGUAGUAGAUUAAUUCUACUGCACAUUAGCGCAUUAGCAUGGAUUUUGCUGUGACGUGCUAAUGAGCAGCUGAAUUAGUCUAUUGUACUUUUAGAGUCUUGUGUAGACACACCCAGUGUAUAUAACUCGAAACCAUUAUUCUUAUUGUGGCAAAAUUGUCAUGUGUGUGUAAAGGAAACAAUUACAUUGAAAUUUAAAAUAAAUUUGCUAUAUUUGCCUUUUAUUCUUGAAGGUGACACAUAAAUGAACCUCAGCGAAUGUAGUAAGGAAGAAGAAAUGGAAAAGAGGAUUGUUAAAAAAGAACAAUAUUUAGUUCCAGUAUUAAAUUCUUCAUGGACUUGAAGCCAGUGGAAAAAAACAAUUCAGUAGCAUCAGUGGUUGUUAGAUCAGGUUCUCCUUGUGGAUGUGUAGUAGUGCAGUUGUACAGUUACAAUACCAUGCUGCCUGGAAGAGAUGUAGCAAAAAAACGUGCAGGAGGAAAAAGUGCUUCCUUAUUUUAAGGCGAUUAAGUGUUUUCAGGUUUAAGGCAUAAGUGAUGAGGGGUCUAAAGUCUACCAUUGCUGAAUGCUGGGCUUGAUUUUCCUCAUACUUACAAAAGUUGUAAAUUAUAAGUCACUUCAUUGGAAUCUAUAGUGGUAUGCUGGUGUCAACUCUAGAGAACGAAGCCUUUUUGCUGGUCUCCCUACUGGUUUUAAGUAACUGCUACUCUGUAAGUGUUGAAGGGAGGAAGAUGGAGAGUAAUGACAGCAUGCAGUACAUCUUUCCAGUAUUUAAAGCUGUUAAUACAUGUCUGGGUAACUUGAAAUAUUUUUAUGCAAUUUGGGGAGGGUGCCCAGUAGCAUCAAGAAACAUUUUUGUAUAAUGUUUAUACUUUGAUAUUUAAAGUCGCUCUGCCUUUUCAUGCUAGAAUGUUAAGAGCGUCACCUGAAGUGGAUUCAUGUUAAUUUAAGUAUUUGAAAUUCUAAUAAAUCUCCUCCUACAGUAUGUCACAAUGUAUAUCUGUUGAAUUUCAAAGUGAUCAUGUAGUUUAAUGUAUCUGAUAGGUUUGCAAAACUGUAAAGCAAACACCGUGACAUUGAUUAUAUGGCUUGUUUUCAAGCAUUUAUACAGUUUUGGCAAAAAAUAUUGUAUUAAUAUAAUUUUGUAAGAGUAGGAUUAUGAUGAGGAUGUUUGUAAAGACAUUAUUUAUUCCCUUAUAAACUUAAUAUUUAUUAUCUUUACAAUGAAAAA